This is a messenger RNA of Gambusia affinis (western mosquitofish), 3663 nucleotides long. Its product is annotated as gap junction delta-2 protein-like. Lineage: Eukaryota; Metazoa; Chordata; Actinopteri; Cyprinodontiformes; Poeciliidae. Gene Ontology annotation, biological process: cell communication. The transcript is spliced from 3 exons. Gene Ontology annotation, cellular component: connexin complex. The coding region runs from base 1131 to 2117 and encodes 328 amino acids. The record is from RefSeq and is a predicted model, not a curated record.
AGCACAGAGCUCCGAGAGAGGAGAUGGAGCACUGAGGCAGAGGCAGCAGGAAGGACUGAGAUCUGCACGCAAACGUGAAUAGAAGAGAGACAAGAGGGAAUCAGUGGAGGUGGAAGCGGAGGAAAGGGGGGGGAGUGAUGCCAGAUGAUGGAACCUAGAAACAGGUUGGACAGCUUUCCAUUCCUGCCCUGUGCAGCAGACAUGACUCUGGGCACUGGACUGUGCCGAAAUUAGCCAGGGGGACAACGGCGGGCAGGACAGAGGGUCUUCGGAGAGCUGCCUCAGGUUCAGUCUUGCUGGAUGCAGUAAGGCAGCUGAUUUAUUACUGAGGGGCUGGGUGGCAGCGUGUUUGCAAGUGCAUGCGUGUGUGUGUGCAGGAUUUUAUGGGUCUGUGUGGCGCUCCGAGCUGCGGGGAGCGACCAUUCCUCCAGUCAUAAAGUGACAUUCAGCAGGCAGGAGCUUUUUGUUCUGGUGGGGGUCUGCAGUCCACCGAAGGAAGUAGUAGAGAGGGAGUCGGAGCUGUCAUCGAGCGGAAACUAUGUGUGUGUGCGUUUAUGGUGAGCUUAGCCAAAGUGGAUCAGCUCUAGGUGUUGUGUGUGAGUGUGUAGGUUAGAGCAGCAAGGGUGCAGCAAAGACAAAGCUAAACAAUGCAAGGACGAGUGCCGAAUGACACCAAUGGCCGAGAGUGCAGCUGAAGUACAAGGAGUGCCCCAGGGGUAGAGGAGGACGAAGGAGAGGGAGGGAGAGAGAGAGAGAGAGAGAACAGCUAGAGGACAGAAAGAGGAAAGUAGAACAGUGAGAGGGUGAUCAUGGCUGUCGUACAGUGAGCUAUAGCAUAUGCUGUAGCGCAGAGCAGAGCGCUGCUGCAGGGGGGAGGACAAGCAUUACUGCACUGUGGAGGAGGUAGUGGAGAGGUGGGGGGGAUGCAGUGAGUUCAGCACCCAGGAAGGGGACGCACUGUAGGACAGUCCCAGAAGAAGACACCAAGACAAGAGACAAGAAGCCAGGUCAGCGAGUAGAGGUCAGAAAGGACCUGGUGCUCGGUUCAGCUGGUCAUAGGCUGGUCCUGCGGGCCGGAGGAAAGCCGAGAGUCCUGUUUCCUGUGACACCACCGACGCCGGUCCAUCACCAUGGGAGAAUGGACCAUCCUGGAGAGGCUGCUGGAGGCAGCUGUCCAGCAGCACUCCACCAUGAUUGGGAGGUGGCCAGACAAAGGAGACCAAAGGGAUGUCCGUGUUGCUCUGUUUCUGCUGGAUAUGAUCCUGCUGACAGUGGUGGUGAUCUUCCGUAUCCUCAUAGUCGGGAUAGUGGGCGAGAAGGUGUAUGAAGACGAGCAAAUCAUGUUCAUCUGCAACACCAUGCAGCCCGGCUGCAACCAGGCUUGCUACGACAAGGCGUUCCCCAUCUCGCACAUCCGCUACUGGGUCUUCCAGAUCAUCCUGGUGUGCACGCCAAGCCUCUGCUUCAUCACGUACUCCGUCCACCAGUCCGCCAAAGCGCGUGAUCGCAGCUACUCCCUGCUCCACUCUCACAUGGACCACCACGGACACGGUCACCACGGUCGCCACCACGACCAUCACGUUCGCAAACUGCACUCCCGCAACAUCAACGGCAUCCUGGUGCACCCCGAAAGCAAGGACGACCAAGACAUGGACGUCAAGGAGAUCCCCAACGGACCUCGAGGGGCCCUUCCCACGCACAAAAGCUCCAAAGUGCGGCGGCAGGAAGGCAUCUCCCGCUUCUACGUCAUCCAGGUGGUGUUCCGCAAUGCCUUGGAGAUCGGCUUCUUGGCCGGCCAGUACUUCCUGUACGGCUUUAACGUCCCGGGGAUGUUCGAGUGUGACCGCUACCCCUGUGUGAAGGAGGUGGAGUGCUACGUGUCUCGUCCGACGGAGAAAACUGUCUUCUUGGUCUUUAUGUUCGCUGUAAGCGGCAUAUGUGUGCUGCUCAACCUGGCCGAGCUCAACCACCUUGGAUGGAGGAAGAUAAAGACGGCCAUCCGGGGUGUGCAGGCCCGGAGGAAGUCCAUCUGCGAAGUACGCAAGAAGGACGUCUCACACCUGUCCCAGGCCCCAAACCUGGGCAGGACCCAGUCCAGUGAGUCAGCGUAUGUCUGACAGAGGCUUCUCCGCCUGGGAGCUCGAGGACCUUUAAAACUUUGGAGGAGAGCUUUUCCCCGGCCUGCUCAGUAGGACACAAGAGUGGCCACUGAACCCUUAGUGGUCAAGAGCACAGACUCUGUGUAGUCACAACAAAACAACAUGUCACCCCCCAAAAAAAGGGUUUUGGACACUUGAAGACAAAAAGAACCACCCGCGAAAACUCGUAUGUCCAGUUUUCUCACCUCUGACCUCUCCCUGGGUGACACUAGGUGCUUUCAGAGAAACUAACACUGAAACUGAGCAUUUACAAAUAUCACUAAGAUACUGUAAAGAUAGUCUGAGGUUGAAAAAUCUACAGUUCUUUCUUAGUUGCCUUUGCUGUAGGUCAGAAAAAAAGAUGAUGUAAUUUUUUUCCAUAUGUGCAUAUGCAAGAGCUUACGCCAGUGCGUGCAUGCAUGCAUAAGUAGGAGAGUGUGUGUGUGUGUGCGUGCGUGUGCGCGCGAGUGUGUAUGUUAUGGGAAACUGAAUGCUAAAUUAUUCUAAAUUACUGAAAGUAAGAUAGUUAUUUCUCAUUGUUGGAGAAUAGUUACUGGAUGGAUAAAUAAGCACCUUUUUUCUUAAACGAGCAUAAUCUACGAGCACUAGAAUGAUCCGUGUCAACUGGAACACAGUAUUUGUGUUGUAUUGUUGUUGUCGCUGCAGGAUUUUUGUUUUGGGAAAAAGAAAAAAAAAAGUCACACUUCUUUAUGUGCUUUGAUGGAUCAGAUACCACAAAGAAAACGGACUGACAAUGAGUUUUAUUUCCAACACUGUGUCGGUGCUCUUCGUUGCUCCUGGCGCCUCCGCGGCACGCCGUUUACGCUCAGAACCGAAAACCACGCCAGUAACCUUACGUUAGCUUGUAAAAUGCUCUUGCUGCCAAGGGCUUACGAAUGGAGUUACACGCAGACCUUUUUGAGUUAAACGGAGGGAAAAUACAAAACAACGUAGUCACGAAUAUUUUAAUGCAUAACCUCAAACCUUUUUCACAAGCACAUUUGGUGCCAUAUUUCAAAGCUACUGUACAUAGAGGAAAUGUAGUAAUUACACUUAGCCUUUUUCCCCUGUCACAUAUGGGCUACAUGUGGGUGGGGAGCAGGGGCUUUGGGUGCUUCUGAAAAUUAACCAUAGAUUGCAGCUUUAACAAUAUUUAGCAUUAAUGUGCUCUUUGUUAUGCCUUCAAUCCCCACUCCCCUCUAACGGAAACAAUGUCCCACAAAGUCUUUUAUUUAUUUUCCUCUUCCUUCCUUCUUCGGACUUUGAAAAAGGCAUGUUACAGAAGCAUUAAUAGAAUGGAAUAGAAUAUGACAUGUAACUUAAAAAAGAGACUGUUUUAUUUAUUUGCAUCCUGCUCCUGUGAAAUGUAAUAUUCAGCAUGCAUGAAGAUGAAAAAUAUAAAGAGACACGACAAGGAAAUCUCGUUUUAUGGGGAACACUGAGAGCAGAAAAUCGGAAAGGCGCCUCAACUGCAGCAAUAAUAGACUAUAACAUGUGAAAAAGAAAUAUGUGAAUAAAUGAUUAU